AUGACGGACAUUACAAAGGUCUUCCAAGAGCACCAGCUCAUCCCGGAUGUUCUUCCCGCAGGGACGAAGAUCCCGUAUAAUCUCGGAGUACACUGGCCUUUACCCGACGAUGUAUCCGACGACGAGUACGUCUUGCUGAUGGUCGACCCAGACCUCACGCACUACAACGAUAGCACCUUCGGCCAGGUCCGGCACUGGCUCGUCGCCAAAGUGGCGCUCAGCCACUCGGGGGACGUCAUCGUCAACGGCGGGAGCGCCAUCUCCCCUUACGUCGGCCCUGCGCCCCUGGCUGCCCACCUGAUUGUGGGUAACGCCCGUCCGUCCCGGUACACAUUCCUUCUGCUCAAGCACACCUCUUCGCCCAGCCUCCCCGCGACAUUCGACCCACCGACACUGAGGGGCGAGUACGAGGGCGACGCGAGCAAGCUUGGUGGCAGCUCCCAGAACAUCAUUGACCGCAUGGGGUUCAACACGCUGGCGUUUAUCGAGAAGAACGGGCUCGAGGUCGUCGCUGCGACGUUUGCGUUUGUCGAAGGCAACGUAAAGAGUAGCUUGACGAACGCGGCGAUGCUGGUGUCUGGUGCUGCACAGAAGGCUGUCGGCUAUUGA
Colletotrichum spaethianum is the source of this 609-nucleotide messenger RNA. RefSeq lists its product as uncharacterized. Lineage: Eukaryota; Fungi; Ascomycota; Sordariomycetes; Glomerellales; Glomerellaceae. The transcript has 2 exons. The record is from RefSeq and is a predicted model, not a curated record. Bases 1 to 609 code for a protein of 202 amino acids.